Emys orbicularis (European pond turtle) is the source of this 5420-nucleotide messenger RNA. It is a transcript of the gene EIF3A, whose product is annotated as eukaryotic translation initiation factor 3 subunit A. The transcript has 23 exons. The record is from RefSeq and is a predicted model, not a curated record. Gene Ontology annotation, molecular function: translation initiation factor activity; mRNA binding. Gene Ontology annotation, cellular component: multi-eIF complex; eukaryotic translation initiation factor 3 complex, eIF3e; eukaryotic translation initiation factor 3 complex, eIF3m. Gene Ontology annotation, biological process: translation reinitiation; formation of cytoplasmic translation initiation complex. Bases 89 to 4378 code for a protein of 1429 amino acids. Lineage: Eukaryota; Metazoa; Chordata; Testudines; Emydidae.
CCUUUCCGGCCCAGCAGGCUGCCUGGCUGGGCGUACGGAGCGACCCGCCGCCGCCCUGUGAGGAGAGGCUGCUGCCCCCGUCGCCAUCAUGCCGGUGUAUUUCCAGCGGCCCGAGAAUGCCCUGAAGCGGGCGAACGAAUUUCUUGAGGUUGGCAAGAAACAACCUGCCCUUGAUGUUCUUUAUGAUGUUAUGAAAAGCAAAAAACAUCGAACAUGGCAAAAAAUCCACGAGCCGAUUAUGCUGAAGUAUCUGGAGCUGUGCGUGGACCUCCGCAAGAGCCACCUGGCAAAGGAAGGAUUGUAUCAGUACAAGAACAUUUGCCAGCAGGUGAACAUCAAAUCCUUGGAGGAUGUUGUUCGAGCCUAUUUGAAACUAGCUGAAGAAAAAACGGAAGCUGCCAAGGAAGAGUCCCAGCAGAUGGUGCUAGAUAUAGAAGACUUGGAUAAUAUUCAAACUCCAGAGAGUGUUCUCUUAAGUGCUGUAAGUGGGGAAGACACUCAAGAUCGUACAGAUCGGCUGCUUUUGACUCCCUGGGUUAAAUUUCUAUGGGAAUCAUACAGACAAUGUUUGGACCUUCUUCGAAACAAUUCUAGAGUGGAACGCCUCUACCAUGAUAUUGCACAGCAAGCUUUUAAGUUCUGCUUGCAGUACACUCGUAAGGCUGAGUUCCGUAAACUCUGCGAUAACCUGAGGAUGCAUUUAGGGCAGAUCCAACGCCACCAUAACCAAAGUACAGCAAUUAACCUCAGUAAUCCUGAGAGCCAGUCUAUGCACUUGGAGACAAGGCUUGUACAGCUGGACAGUGCUAUUAGCAUGGAAUUGUGGCAGGAAGCUUUCAAAGCAGUGGAGGAUAUUCAUGGGCUAUUCUCCUUGUCUAAGAAACCACCCAAGCCCCAGCUGAUGGCAAAUUACUAUCACAAAGUUUCCACUGUCUUCUGGAAAUCAGGAAAUGCUCUUUUCCAUGCAUCCACACUUCACCGACUGUACCAUCUGUCAAGAGAAAUGCGAAAGAAUCUCACACAAGAGGAGAUGCAGAGGAUGUCAACCCGAGUCCUUUUGGCUACUUUGUCAAUUCCUAUAACUCCUGAGCGAACUGAUAUUGCUCGUCUUCUGGAUAUGGAUGGUAUCAUCGUUGAAAAACAGCGACGUCUGGCCACGCUGCUGGGCCUUCAGGCCCCACCUACACGCAUCAGUCUUAUUAAUGACAUGGUGAGGUUCAAUGUAGUGCAGCAUGUUGUUCCGGAGGUGAAGGAACUUUACAAUUGGCUUGAAGUAGAUUUCCACCCACUAAAGCUAUGUGAUCGUGUAACCAAGGUUCUAAACUGGGUGAGAGAUCAAGUUGAAAAGGAACCUGAAUUGCAGCUGUAUGUCCCACAUCUGCAAAACAACACCAUCCUUCGUCUUCUGCAGCAGGUGGCGCAGAUUUAUCAGACCAUCGACUUUUCUCGUUUAACUACCUUGGUUCCUUUUGUUGAUGCUUUCCAAUUAGAACGUGCUAUUGUCGAUGCAGCCAGACAUUGUGACUUGCAAGUUCGCCUUGAUCAUACUUCUCGAACGCUGAGCUUUGGAUCAGAUUUAAAUUAUUCAACUCGGGAAGAUGCCCCGCUUGGCCCUCAGCUGCAAAGUAUGCCUUCUGAGCAAAUUAGAAAUCAGCUGACUGCUAUGUCCUCUGCUCUCGCUAAGGCUCUUGAAGUCAUUAAACCGCCAAACAUAGUGCAAGAGAAGGAAGAACAACAUCAGUUAGCUGUCACUGCUUACUUAAAAAAUUCAAGGAAAGAGCAUCAGCGUAUCCUUGCUCGUCGUCAAACUAUAGAGGAGAGAAAGGAGCGUCUUGAAAGUCUAAACAUUCAGCGUGAGAAAGAAGAGUUGGAACAGCGUGAAGCUGAACUUCAAAAAGUUCGUAAAGCUGAAGAAGAGAGACUCCGCCAGGAGGCAAAAGAGAGAGAGAAGGAGCGUAUUCUGCAAGAACAUGAGCAAAUCAAAAAGAAAACUGUUCGUGAACGGUUGGAGCAAAUUAAGAAAACUGAACUGGGAGCCAAGGCAUUCAAAGAUAUUGAUAUUGAGGAUCUUGAAGAAUUGGACCCUGACUUCAUCAUGGCUAAACAGGUUGAACAGCUGGAGAAAGAAAAGAAGGAACUCCAAGAACGUCUGAAGAAUCAGGAAAAGAAGAUUGACUAUUUUGAAAGAGCAAAGCGCUUGGAAGAAAUUCCUCUGAUAAAGACUGCCUAUGAAGAACAAAGAAUCCGAGAUAUGGACCUGUGGGAACAGCAAGAAGAAGAAAGGAUCACCACAAUGCAGCUGGAACGCGAAAAAGCCUUGGAGCAUAAGAACAGGAUGUCAAGGAUGUUGGAGGAUAAAGACUUAUUUGUAUCUAGGCUCAAGGCAGCACGACAAUCCAUUUAUCAGGAAAAACUCAAACAGUUCGAAGAAAGGUUAGCAGAAGAAAGACAUAACCGUUUGGAGGAACGUAAGAGACAACGCAAAGAGGAGAGGCGUGUUUCUUAUUACAGAGAAAAGGAGGAGGAAGAGCAGAGAUUGCAAGAAGAAAAAAUACUUAAAGAGCUCGAAGAGAAGGAACGUGUUGAGCGUGAAAAACGUGAGCAGGAACAGCGUGAAUACCAGGAGCGUGUCAGAAAACUAGAAGAAGUAGAGAGGAAAAAACGUCAAAGAGAGCAGGAAAUUGAAGAGAGGGAGCGUCGCAGAGAAGAGGAGAGGAGGGGUCUUGAUGACCCACUUUCAAGAAGGGAAUCUCGUUGGGGUGAUAGAGAUGCUGACAACACCUGGAGACGAACAGCUGAGCCAGAAUCUGAAUGGAGACGAGCACCACCAGAGAGGGAAUGGCGCCGUGGAGAAGGGCGUGAGGAUGAAAGACCUUUCCGAAGAGGAGAUGAUCUACUUAGACGUGGUGGUGCUGAAGAGAAAGAGCCUUCUUCCCGGGAAGCAAAUGAAGACCGAGCCCCCAAGCAGGAUGUGGAAGAGGACGGGGAACCCAGGCGGGGCGUGGACGAGGAUGGGGAACCCAGGCGGGACGAGGAUAGGGAACCCAGGCGGGACGAGGACGGGGAACCCAAGCGGGACGAGGACGGGGAACCCAGGCAGGGCGUGGACGAGGAUGGGGGACCUAGGCGGGGCGUAGAUCAGGACAGAGGGAGUUGGCGCACUGCAGAUGACGACAGGGGGCCCAGGCGUGGCCUGGAAGACGACAGGGGGCCCAGGCGUGGCCUGGAAGACGACAGGGGGCCCAGGCGUGGCCUGGAUGACGACAGGGGGAAUUGGCGCACUGCAGAUGAGGAUAGGGGUCCCAGGCGCGGGCUGGAUGAGGAUAGGGGUCCCAGGCGCGGGCUGGAUGAGGAUAGGGGGAGUUGGCGCACUGCAGAAGACAACAGGGGACCCAGGCGUGGCCUGGAUGACGACAGGGGACCCAGGCGGGGCCUGGAUGACGACAGGGGGAGUUGGCGCACUGCAGAUGACGACAGGGGACCUAGGCGUGGCCUGGAUGACGACAGGGGACCUAGGCGUGGUCUGGAUGACGACAGGGGACCUAGGCGGGGCCUGGAUGACGACAGAAUUUCCAGACGAGAUGAGGACAGAGGCCCCUGGCGUAGUGCAGAUGAGGAUCGACUCUCAAGACGUGAUGAUGACAGAGGUCCAUGGCGUGGUGGGGAUGACGACAGAGGGCCCAGGCGUGGUGAUGAUUCAAGACCUGGUCCUUGGAGACCAUUUGGUAAACCAGGUGGAUGGAGAGAACGAGAGAAAGCUCGUGAAGACAGCUGGGGACCCCCGCGAGACUCCAGACCUUCGGAAGACCGUGAGUUGGAUAGAGAUAAAGAUAUUGAUGAAAACGAAAAGGAUCGUGAGUUUGACAAAGAUAGUGACCUUGAUCGGGAUGAUCGCUUCAGACGUCCAAGGGAUGAGGCUGGCUGGAGAAGAGGACCAGCUGAGGAAGUUUCCAGCUGGAGAGAUUCAAGUCGUCGAGACGAAUGGGAUAGAGGUGGUCGUGACAUGAGAGAUGACCGGGGUGGUCGUGAUCUGAGAGAUCGGCGUCCUGAUGAUAGAGAUAGAAGAGGACCUCCAAUCAGAACAGACCGUGAAGAAACGAGUUCAUGGCGGCGUGGUGAUGACAGAAAAGAAGAACGUGGGGAAGAGCGUGAAACUAUCCGGCGAGCUGCUCCGGCUCUGGCUCCGGCUCCGGCUCCGGCUCCGGCUCCUACUCCUGUUCCUGCUGCUGCUCCCACUGCUCCACCUCCUAUUUCAAAAGAUAGGGAGAGGGAUGCAGAGAGCGAGAAGGGGUCCUGGAGAACAGAAAAAGAACGAGAAUCUCUUCGUCGCACUAAAAAUGAAACAGAUGAAGAUGGAUGGACCACUGUACGACGUUAAUUCAAAAACUAAACACAGUUUAAACAGGUGUUUUAGGGUUGAUUUGAGCAAAUCCACAGAUUAUUAUAUUUGUGCUUUAUAAACAUUCGGAAUUGGUAUUCUUUGACAAAUGUUUUGAGAUAACAUAAAAGCAUGAGCCUGUAUUACUUACUCAUAUAUAGAUUGAUCAUGCACAAAACUAGCAGCAGAAGGUUGGAAAUUGAAUGCCGGUUUCUGAAAUGACAAAUGUUGCAUAUUUCACAGAUCACUUGUUGCUAAAAUAAAAAUGUGAACUCUGUAGCUAUCUUGAGCAACAGUUAUAUCUCAAACUAAAACAAACUGAUCUUUUUUUAAAAUAUAUAAUUCUUAAUUUGGAAUGGGGUAUGAUUUAUAUCACCGAACAUGCAGUUGAAAACAAAUCUCACAUAAAAUGGUCACAUUAUUGAAAAGAUGGAGCUGGAUUAAUUUCCAUAAUUGGCCAAGAUGAACUAUAAAAACCCUUCCCCUACUGAGGUAUUUUUGAGGGCAAGAGGUUUUUGUGAGGUAUAUUAUCAUCUGAAUUCAGUAAGUUGUUUAAAUUUAAAUAAAUUACAAUAAACAUUCUGAACAUUAGCUACACUGGGAUAUUUUCUAUGAUUUUACUUGAAUGCAUAUGAAACCAUUUUGCAGUCAUUCUAAUAAGGAAUAUUGCUGCAGUGUGAAACAACAAAACAUCAUUAGACUUUAGAACUCAAGCGUUAUGGUCCACAUACUGCUGAGUAUUUUGUUUUGCCAAUAGCAUAACUGCUUAUUCCAUUACUGGAUAAUUCAUGCCUUUCAAGCAUUUAUAAAUAUUGUCAUAUUUAAAAUGUGUGGUUUUGGAGGAAUUGUUCAGAUUUUUCCCCCCAACUUUGUCUUCAGGGUAAAUGCUUUCCUUUUCAACAAGUGCUUUGUAGUAAUGGCUGUGUUGACUGACUUCAAUUUUGGGGUGCAGUAACAAUGUUAAUCAUUAACUAUCUGGUCUUAUUGAAGCCAACACAGAAUUUGCUGCUGUGUUUCUCUUCAAUGAUAAAUAAACAACUUA